Molecule: messenger RNA, 1151 nt
Organism: Chaetomium strumarium
Lineage: Eukaryota; Fungi; Ascomycota; Sordariomycetes; Sordariales; Chaetomiaceae
Exons: 1
Coding region: 109-915 (268 amino acids)
Source: RefSeq, a predicted model, not a curated record
UGUGAAUAAAUAAGGGCCCCUUUUCUCCCAAGACGCGUCCGCCGGGAGCUCGCGGCCUCCGUCAACACACCACACCACACCGCAGUCCAACACCUCAACGGCUUAUCAAUGCACUAUCCGGCUGCGCUCGUGGCCCUCGCGGCCCUCGUCGCGCCGUCGGCCGCCUCGCCCAACGGCUGGUCAUCGCCAAAGUCGGCGCCCGAUGGCCCCACCAAACUGGACGACUGCGGGUGCUGGCCGAUCUACCAGGCAAUGCUCAAGUGCCAAAAGCUCAAGGGGCCCAACAGCAACAUCGACGACUGCGUCUGCAUCCCCAAUCCGGACGGGUGGUACACGUCGCUGAACGGCUGCCGGGCGUGCCUGUCGCCGGGGUCGUACGACGACAACGAUUUCUUCGACAACCUGUCGCGCACCAUCAGCCAGCUGUUCGUCUCGUGCACCAACGUGGGCGGCGGCAUCAACAGCCCCGACGGCGAGAGCAUCUGCGCGAGCAACUACUAUUUCCAGGCGUGCGCGUCGCUCAGGACCGAUGGGCAGCCCAGCUGGGCCAGCUACGAGGUCUUCAAGGACGGGACGGGAGGGAAUGGGACAUACGUCUUGGAUAUUGCCGAGUACGGCGCGAGUUCGUCGGCUGCUUCGAGUGCGACGACGGAUACUGCUACGUCGACCACUGCGACAACCUCAGGUAGCACGACCGCUACCGGCGCCACCACCACCGAUUCCACUACCGGGGGCUCAGAAACCACCGGCACGUCUGUCGCUUCCACUUCCACCACCGUGGUAGAAACAACUUCUGCACCGGCUGCCACGACGAGCAGCCCAUCAUCCGCCAUGGGCUAUGCAGGCUCUCGGUCGCAGGCUGGGCGUAUCGUUGGUUUGGUGUUUGCGGUGGGGGUUGCAGUGGUGUUGGUGUGAGGCCUUGUCGAUACGUCAGCGAUCUAAGCUAGUUGUCGCCAACAAUGUGUAUUGUACAAUAUUUUGGAUAUUCUUGCAUGAUAUUCUGAGGAUAUACCCUGUUCAAGUCAUAGCGAUUGAUUCAUUUACGCUACGAAUGCAGAUCUCUGAGUUCUAUGGGGCCAAGAAUCGGGCCGAACCCGCAACCACCAGUCGGAACCACACUCGACUCAUCGGGUAUGGUGUAGCGGUAACAU